Molecule: messenger RNA, 1887 nt
Organism: Fonsecaea nubica
Lineage: Eukaryota; Fungi; Ascomycota; Eurotiomycetes; Chaetothyriales; Herpotrichiellaceae
Exons: 9
Coding region: 1-1887 (628 amino acids)
Source: RefSeq, a predicted model, not a curated record
AUGGCGCCAACUCUGACGACGACGGCCACGGCCACGAUGCCUACACUGGCUCAGGUUCCGUUAAAGGGUCACGACGAUGACUUUGCGCCCGAAAUCCCGAGCAGCGCCGGGAAAGGGUCUGUGACAGCGAAAUACGCUGGAGCAACCUCCCGAAUCUAUAUCACAUGUGCUGUUCUGGCUGUGUCUUGUUUCUUUUUCGACGCUAGCCCCCGGCUACAACAUGCUGGUCUAGCACUGCUAGUUCCUGGUGGCUCGUUCAUUGGAGCUGGGGGUGCAUGGCUUUUGGGGUUCCCUUUGACAUUGGUCCUCUUUGCAGUCAGCCUCUUUCUCUGGUUUGCAACUGGCAACAUUGUGGCACCUUUCUUGACUUGGCCCGGCCUUGCGCUUUUCAUGCCUUGUUUACCAUUUGCGGCAAAGACCACAACGUACAGUAUGUAUGUUGUUCCUCUGCUUGCAGCAACCGCAUAUGGAUACAUUGUCUACUACGUGCACAAAGAUGCAUCAGCCGCUCUGAACAAACGGGAUAUGCGGAAUCGCUAUCUCCCGACAGUAGUCAAGCAGAUUGCUCGGGACGCCACGAGUUCGGUGCCAACAGAAGGACUAGAGCUUCAACUGGAAGAGUUGGGCCAGCUACGGUUCCUCAUAAACGUGGCCAACCAGGAGAUGGAUGAUUGGAACAACUUCACAGAUAUUGACCAAUUCCAAACUUCGGCCCUGCGCUACCAGCUGAACGAGCUGAGUUACUCGCUGUCAUUCGCCAACAAACUCUAUAUGCCCUCAUUCCGCGGAGGCUAUCUGCAAGAAGCGCAGAAGAAAGUGAUACUCAAGUCCUGCCAGAAGAAGGUCCUCAAUUAUUGGAAAUGGGAAGUUCUGUGGGGGAAGCUUUCAACCAAUUUCCACCCAUAUCGCGUGGACAAUAUCAUGCUCACGGGGUUUCUCCUCCUUGCAUUGGCAGUGUAUGAAGGGGCCACCGGCGACGACUGUUUCUCCAAAGACGGCGCCCUGGAACUUGUUAUCGACGAUAUUCACAAAUAUAAAGUCUCAUCUGGCAUGAAUGCGUUGGUUGCGAACGACGCCAACAAGGGGACGUCGCUUGCCGAGGAGAUCAAACAGCAGUUUCGCGAAGCUUUCAUCGAUGAUUUCAUGGCAGCCGAUGGCAGCGUCCAUCCCAUACGAUCACAUUUGACAGGAUUUCGUAUUCCCGGCCUAGUAGGAGCCAUCAACGACUUUUCAGUCGGCUGCUUGUCUGGCGCGGUCCUUCCCGACAUUGCCCUGCGGGCAUAUGCCAUUUGCCGCAAGGAGUAUAUGGAAGUGGACGAAAAAGGGAACAUGAAGUUCAAAGGGCUCCAAGGCGCCGACUUUAUCGAUCCUGGUAACUACAAAGGGUCCAAGGCAGCAUUGUACGGGACGAGUCUGCUAGCUGCACGAGAGCUCGGGGACAAAGUUGCCGCGGAUUCGAUUUUGAAACUGAUCGACGCGAACGCAGAUUUUCAACGGACCGAGAAAGACGGUGUCAUUUGGUACGACAACGUAUCUUUGCUGAUGAAGGGACAGAUAUUCCGUGGGCGCAUCAACACAACAAAAGGCUAUGUGAGAGCCAUCACCCAGCCCAUGAGUGACGCUGUCAAGAAUGGACCAUACCUCGCCGACGUCGAAUACCCAGAAGUUCUGGUUGCAAAGGCAAUCUCCCAUACCGGAACGGACCUUGACCUCGUUGUAUACCCAGGAACCGAGAAACAGGACGUCUUGUUACCAAUCAAGCAGCUGAAACCGAACACCACUUACAAAUCUGAUAACGGCAGGGAGUUUGUUUCCGACAUUCAGGGUGAGGCCACACUUUCUGUGACUCUCGAGGGCAGGACGGUUGUCAAAUUCGCCCAGUCGUAA